UUGAAGUGCAGUGAAAGCCACCAAAAAGUUCGUCAUCAAUGUCGUAAAACACAAUCAAACAUUCAAUAAAACAGAAACACAUAAUAAUCUUAAUUUGAGUGUGGUUAUAUGAAGAGGGAGAUAACUCCGGUUAGACAAUCUGGGAAAGCACGGAGAGUUUUUGGACGGAAUUCUUGACUGCUUCCAUGAGAUCACGCUGGCGCUGGCUUUCGCGAGGAUGAAUGCCUCCGCUUAUCGUGUUGAUACAACGUCGCGCCUUGCGCAAUGGCGUAUAGACAAUUUGGUGUCCUUUACUUAUCGGAAAUCCGAUCCUUUCAAGAUCGGGAAAUGGAACUGGCAUUUAGUUGUGGAGAAGAAUCGAAGUUUGUCUAUUAAAUUAUACCCGGAAAUAUUAAAUUCAACCCGAGACAGCCCUCCAAUUGCUUCAUUCAUCAUUCGCAUCAUUUCUUCAUCCGGAGGUCGUAAGGUUUUGGUUCAUCCAGCAACAACUUGUGUGUACUAUCUUGCUUACAACAUGGAUGCAGAAGUUAGGGAUAAGCAGUUAAAAACCAGCGACGAUUUUGUUUGGGUGCUUGAAGUUCCAUUGACGGGGAAGUUCAUCAUCGAGGUUGAAUUUCUUGACUUGAAGACCGCGUCACCAAACGGUGGUGAACCUUGCUCCAUUUGGGUGGACGGGUCGAUACAAAAGGAAUCGAGUGCAAGCGCACUCUCCUCCCUUGGUCGGAUGUUAUCAGAAAGCAUUCACACAGAUAUCAUCAUCAACGCUUCCAAUGGAAUCAUUGAGGCCCACCGUGCAGUACUUGCUGCACGGUCACCAGUCUUUCAUAGCAUGUUCUCUCAUGACCUAAAGGAAAAGGAGUUAUCCACCAUAAACAUUCCCGACAUGUCAAUUGAAGCUUGUGAAGCUUUUCUCAAGUCAUUAUAUGGUAACAUAGAGAACAACGAUUUUCUUAAUCAUAGGCUUGAACUUCUUAGAGCGGCUGAUAAGUACGAAGUUUUGGAUUUGAAAGAAGCAUGUCAUGAAAGUCUUGUUGAAGAUAUUGACACGAAGAACGUGCUCGUGAGGCUCCAAAUUGCAUUUCUUUAUCGUUUAUCGAAACUGAAGAUUUGUUGCAUGCAAUAUCUUGUGAAGUUUGGUAAGAUAUAUGAGAUCCAAGAAGAAUUCAAUGCAUUUAUACAAUCUGCAGAUAGGGAAUUGAUUGGUGAAGUGUUUAGUGAACUUCUUUCAGUUUGGAAAGGUUUCUAAGUGAUUAUUCAUUGUGUUCAUCUUUAUUCAAUUGUUGUGUGUACAUUUUUGUCCAAAAUGUUAUUUUUUAAUAAAAAGUUUAAGUGUUAUUACAGUA
Molecule: messenger RNA, 1343 nt
Organism: Helianthus annuus (common sunflower)
Lineage: Eukaryota; Viridiplantae; Streptophyta; Magnoliopsida; Asterales; Asteraceae
Product: BTB/POZ domain-containing protein At1g55760
Exons: 4
Coding region: 218-1246 (342 amino acids)
Molecular function (GO): protein binding
Source: RefSeq, a predicted model, not a curated record